Messenger RNA from Abrus precatorius (Indian licorice), 2451 nucleotides. RefSeq names its product zinc finger MYND domain-containing protein 15. The record is from RefSeq and is a predicted model, not a curated record. The coding region runs from base 310 to 2205 and encodes 631 amino acids. Lineage: Eukaryota; Viridiplantae; Streptophyta; Magnoliopsida; Fabales; Fabaceae. The transcript has a single exon.
GCUCUCAUUUUAUUUAUUUUUUUGUUUUCUGAUUGAAAAUUUGAAACUAUUAACCUUUUUCAAUGGCUGUCAUGGUUUUGGGUUUUCCUUGUGCAUAAAUUGAAUGGUUAUUGAAUUGGUAAAGUGUGUGAGUGAUGUACCAAUUGAUUUUUACUUUUUGUAUAAUGAGAAUUUGGUUUACUGAACUGAAGUAGAGUUAUGAAAAUUUGUGAUCUUGAGAUUAGGGUUAUUGUGUAAUUUCAAGUGUUGAAGUUGAUAGAUUUAGUGUCACUGAAGUAAGGUGAAGUAGUGAACAAGAGGAUCUGUCAAAUGGAUUUGCAUUUGAAGAGCUUGUUUGAUAGAUUUCAGGAGCAGUUUGGGUCUGGUCCUGGGCUGGGUCCUGGAUCUGGGACAUGCUUGAUGAAAGUGGAUGGCAUUGUUCCUAAUUUCAUUAAAUCUAUAUACAAAGCUUCUGCAGCAUUGUAUCGAACUGAACCGUGGAAAAGGCUGCGUCCAGGGCAAUUGUUUGGCAUCCGGGUUGGAAAAGAUUCGGAUUGGUCUGGCAAGAAACAACCUUUUCCAUGUGUUCAGUUCAUUGGAGGGGAUGGAGGGGAUGUUGGGUUCUACAUGUUUAGAUCAGAAAAUGAUGCUAAGAAAAUGACAGGGCCUAGAGAGACCAUUCAUGUCCCAAAUGUUGAGCUUCUCAGGGUCACAUAUGAAGUGGAGUCUUUGAUGUUCCCUUCUAACCGCAAGAUGAUAAAGUCUUUGUCAUUGGAAGCAUCUGGCUCGGAUCGAUUUCCUGUUAUUGAUGUUGCCCGAUGCACUCAUUCUGGUGAUCUUAGGUUUAGAAAUCCAACCCUUGAGGAGCUUAGGUUUGUCUAUGCAUUCAUGAAAGCCAUUUCUCUGGUUCACACUUUGCUUCAGGCUGACAGGGAAAGUGGUCCAAAGUAUUCAACAGUGGUAUAUUUUGAACCUUUCAUAGAGACAGUUGAUGUUCAAUGGCCUCCAGAAGUAACAAAGGGAGGUCAUGACCUUGUUGCUGUUACUAUCUCACACCCACCGGGUCAAGCAUAUGAAGAAAAACCUAGUAGUGUGAGUGCUGGCUCAACCCCAACCAAGUAUGUAGAACCACCCAGGGAGGACACUUUCAGUGACACAAAAGCGUACUCAAGUGCUGGCUUGAGACAGUGUGCAAUGUGUGAGAAAGAAGAGCAUGGAGAACAGACUCUUUGUUGUGGCCGGUGUAGAGCAGUUGUAUACUGCAGUUCUAUCUGCCAGAAGCAGCACUGGAAUGACACACAUAAAAGCAUGUGUGGACUUUACAAGGCCAUGAUGGAAAGGGGGGAAGAGCUGGCGAUAAAUAUUUUCUUGUUCCCAUGUUCUGCUGACCAGCCUUGCAAGUGGCUUGAAUCAUUAGGUAUCCACCAGAAGGGUAUGUGGAGGAGAAAGUGCAGUUGCUACUCACACUGCCCGUUUGGUCUCCUUCCUGUGAAGGGUGGGCUGCAGGAACUCUGGGGUGGACUUGAUGAAUUUGAAUACCCUCAUGACUCUUCAUUUAAUAACCAUUUCAUUUCAAGCCCAUGUCUUCUCUCUGGUUGGUCCGAGUACUACAACCUUCGCUCCCUUCCAUUGUCAAGUCCUGUUGCUGACAUUCUCUCGCAUCCAUUGACCGUGUAUCACAUACUAACUACUCUUAAUAUAAGUUCAAAAAACCUUAUACUCAAAGGGAAGGAGGUGAUUGUUCACUACCUUGGACCUGAAGGUGAGUUGGAUUGGAUGCCAGCAUUUGCAGAAGUAGGACACUUGCUUAAUGGAUUGGGGAAUGUGCAAAUAGUGAUGGUGGGACCAGAAGUUCCAACAAAUUUGUCAGGCACAACCUCAGGUAUAGGUAGCAGAGUUAGAGUGAAUCUUGUGAGGGGUGUUUAUCAGGUGGAAGCCUCCUACCUACCUUCUCCACAUGUUGUCAUUGCUCUUAAUUCUAGAUUAGAAAGCUAUUCUAGUUGGGGUGGGGCUCUUGAUUUAAUCAAAGCAAUGGGGGUGCCUGCCUUCUUCACUGAACAAUCUGAAGUUUCAUGUGUAAAUGCUAAACAAGUCCUGCGUAAUGCCGGACUGCACAUCACACAUCCAGUGACUCCUAAUCCUUUCAGGUCACCUGUGAAAAAUCUCACAGCUUCUAGCAAUCUUCCUUCAUACAGCAAUGGUUUUGUCUUUGGGGUGAAUACUUAAAUGCAGUCCCAGAAAUUCCAAAAACCAGUGUCCGUCUAUUGCCACCCGUUCUCAAGCUUGCAGCAAAAUUUUCAAAUUUUCCUAGUUCCCAUGUGGUUUCUAAACAUAACAGCAAGCUAGAAGAUCCUUGUAAGUUUUGUUGAAUUAUGUAUAUUGAUUCUGUUUGGCCAUUGUGAUUUUUAUAUAACUUUGCAUGUGUUGAGUUCGUUGUAUUAAUCUCAUUGAAUCUUGUAAAAGUUGAAAUAA